AUGGCAGUGAGUAAUCAAACAAUAGUGACUGAGUUUUUCCUGCAAGGUUUCUCUGAGACUCCUCCACUUCAGCUUGCCCUCUUUUUUAUCUUCUUCUUUCUUUACAUAAUGGCUCUAAUAGGCAAUGCUCUCAUUGUGUGGGCUAUAAGCCUAGAUUCAGGUCUCCAUACACCUAUGUACUUUUUUCUUGCCAAUUUGGCAAUCUUAGAUAUUGGAUGCACAUCUACAGUUCUUCCUAAGUUGCUGGAAAAUCUUGUGGAUAAGAAAUCCAUCUCCUAUGAUGGCUGUAUGACCCAGUUGUAUUUCCUCACAUGGUUUUUGGGUGCUGAACUUCUGCUUUUCACAGCCAUGGCUUAUGACAGGUAUGUGGCCAUCUGUCACCCUCUCCAUUACACUACCAUGAUGAGCAGAAUGGUUUGCAUCUUCCUAGCUGGUAGUGUGUGGGCCAUUAGUGCCGUCAGCUCAUCAGUACACACUGGCCUUAUGGCACACUUAACCUUCUGUGGCCCCAAUCAAAUUAAACACUUUUUGUGUGAAAUCCCCACUUUGCUACUGCUUUCCUGUACCUCCACAUACCUAAACAAUGUAAUGAUAGUCAUUGCAGAUGUAUACUUUGGGGUGAUCAAUUUUGGAUUCACUAUGGUGUCCUAUGGCUUCAUCAUCUCCAGCAUUCUGAAGAUUCGCACCAAAGAAGGGAAGAAGAAAGCCUUCUCUACCUGUUCCUCCCAUCUCAUCGUGGUCACCAUAUAUUAUACUACAAUUAUAUACACAUACAUUCUCCCAGGCUCUGGGUCCUCCAUGGAUAAUGGCAAAAUAGUGGCUGUACUAUACACUACUAUCAGCCCCACCUUAAACCCUCUCAUUUAUACUCUGAGAAAUAAGGAUUUCAAAACAGCAGUCAAGAAAAUGUUUCCAUUCAUUCAAUAA
This is a messenger RNA of Gracilinanus agilis (Agile Gracile Mouse Opossum), 927 nucleotides long. RefSeq names its product olfactory receptor 13A1-like. NCBI's taxonomy places the organism in Eukaryota, Metazoa, Chordata, Mammalia, Didelphimorphia, Didelphidae. Gene Ontology annotation, cellular component: membrane. Gene Ontology annotation, biological process: G protein-coupled receptor signaling pathway. Gene Ontology annotation, molecular function: G protein-coupled receptor activity; olfactory receptor activity. Bases 1 to 927 code for a protein of 308 amino acids. The record is from RefSeq and is a predicted model, not a curated record. The transcript has a single exon.